Molecule: messenger RNA, 1108 nt
Organism: Paramecium primaurelia
Lineage: Eukaryota; Ciliophora; Oligohymenophorea; Peniculida; Parameciidae
Source: the annotation of a GenBank genome assembly
AUGAAUCCUUAAAAAGUAAAAAAUGGUCCUAAUUUUAUGUAAUAAGUCAAUAAGAAAAAACAUGUAGAUUGUGCUUUGAGUUCUAAUUCUGAAUCAUCAGAUGAUGAAGUAGAUGAAAUAAUUGCAAUCAAAAAAGAUGUACAAAAACAAGUAAUCAUUCCUAAAAAAUAUUAGAGAUUCUCAGUUUCUGCUGAAGCUUAUGGAUAAUUUAAUAAAAAAGAGAAUUUUAAAGCUAAAUUUAUUCCUAAAACUAAGGAACAAUCUGAAAGAAUUAAAUAAAGAAUGCAAGCAGGAUUCAUGUUUAGUGCAUUAAAUAAUAAAGAAAUUGAAAUUGUUGUUGGAGCUAUGGAAGAAAAGAUCUUUCAUAAAGCAGAAUAUGUAAUUAAAUAAGGAGAAGAAGGAAAUGUACUUUAUGUUGUUGAUACAGGAGAAUUAGAUUGUUUUAAGAAUUAUGGUAAAGGAGAUAUUUUUCUUAAAACAUAUUAUCCAGGAGAGAGUUUUGGUGAACUAGCAUUAUUAUUUUAAUCUCCAAGAGUAUCUUAAUAUAUUCAAUUAUUUAGGCUGCAUCUAUUAUUGUAAAAAGUGAUAAAGCUAUUCUUUGGUAAUUAGAUAGAGAAACAUUUAAUUUAAUUGUAAAAGAAGCAUCUAUCAAAAAGAGAUAAUAAUUUGAAACGUAUUCUUAAUAUUUUUAUCUAUUUUUUAGAUUUCUUGAAAAUUGGGAUUUAUUAAAAGAAAUUAAAGAUCCUUAUGAUAAAUUAAAAAUGAGUGAUGCAUUAUUUGAAAAGUAAUAUAAAAAAGGAGAUGUAAUUCUUUAAUAAGGAUAAAAAAGCAAUGAAAUAUUUAUUUUAGAAUAAGGAAAAGUGAGUGUAAAUAAAAAUAAUUGUAAUUUUUUUAUUUUAUCAUAGAAAAAUUGUUUGAAUUAAUUAAAUUUGGGGAAUACUUUGGAGAUCAAAGUAUUGUAUCUGGUACAGUUGAAUCUUUUACUUAUGUGGCAGAAGACGAAAUUAAAUUAAUGUACAUACCUAAGAAAAGUUAUUCAUCAACUCUCAAAGAAAUAGAAGGUACUUUAAUGAAGAAUAUUUAAACUAAGUAUGGAAAAUAUUUAUGA